Molecule: messenger RNA, 671 nt
Organism: Oryzias latipes (Japanese medaka)
Lineage: Eukaryota; Metazoa; Chordata; Actinopteri; Beloniformes; Adrianichthyidae
Product: M1-specific T cell receptor alpha chain
Source: RefSeq, a predicted model, not a curated record
CAGAAUUUAGCAAAGAUGCUGUUCGGCAGUGGAACCAGAUUAACAGUUGAACCUGCAAAUGAAGUCAAGCCGGACUUUUACUACCUUGAAGACCAAGAUAAAGAAGACGACGUGUGCUUGGCCACAAGCUUUACAAGACAUAAUGCUGUGACAUCACAACAGGAUUUCAAGGGUUUCAAUGAAACAAAGCCCACAAUGAUAACAGAAUUUGGAGGGGUCUACAACCAAGUGGCAUUUCUUAAAGAGCAAGAAAAAGGAAAAUGUCAAGCUCUCUCUACAAGUGAACCCUGUACUCCUAAACCUGACCCCAUAGUGAAUCUAGCAUCUCUGACCAUCCUCGGCCUCAGGGUGAUCUUCUUUAAAACGGUCGUCUUCAACGUCCUGAUGACGCUGCGCCUGUGGAGCAGACAGUAAUCUUGUCAGACUUGAUCAGAAACCUCACUGUGAAGAUGAAGAUGAAGACAAAGAUGAAGGCGUGUAAAUAAUCAAAUGAGCUGUUUGCUGUUGCGUCUGUGAGAAUCUAGCUGUCCUACAGAGAAUGUGCUAAAGAUGAUCAAAUAGAAAUGCUAGUUUUGUGUUGACCGCAUGAAUAACUGUUGAUGUAAAUAUGACAGUAAAAUGUAUUGGCUUGAUUAUGUUAUUUCUUAUUUUAAUAAAAUCUCUGAAAAUGA